UUUUCAUAAAUCUCUAUAUCAUCUGCCAAGCAUUAGACUAGAUCAACGUACGAACAAUUCAGACUAUCACAAAAGUAAAAAUCUGUUUUAUUCAGAGCAUCGCGUUAGCUCCAUAGUGACGUACCAGGAAGCGGCCAAAGGCUGUAUGUUCCGACUGGAGAUCAGAUCAGGCUACGUGUUAUAUGGUUGAAAAUGGCUGAUAGGAAACCCAAUAACAUCCCCAGCAGCAGCGCAAAUUUGCUGUUUUCAACAGCCCCGGAGUUUAACUUCAGCCUGCCCUUCAUACCUGUCAGUCAGGCCACUGGCCCCGCGGUUUUAUCCGGAGAGGAUGUCAGUGAGGUUGGAGAAGAAGACAGUUUCCUCGGUCAGAUGUCAUCGGUUGCUCCUCCGACAUCCACGUUCAAUUAUUUCUCAAGCAACACCAGCAACAGUGACCCGUUUGCCUCCAUAGGCCAACAGCCAUGCCCUCCUCCAGCACCCACUGCCAUUCCAUCAACAACAGGACCAUCGCCUGUGCCCGUUUCUGCCAGUCUGCCUCUAAACCCACCGAUUUCCCAAAUAAACCCCACCCAGCAGUAUGGCGGUGUCAUAAAUCAAACUUCUGUGGGUACAUACACUCCACCACAUAAUUCACCAACUCCUCCACCUCCUCAGAGCUCCCAGCAAUCAUAUAAUCCAUACCGUCACACAGCUGCCACUAGCAAAGUAAGCCCCUACAUAAUGGCUCCCGAAAUACAACAGCAGCCCCCCAGUCAAACACCCCAGCAUCUAAACCCCUACUCCCAGUCAGUCCCUGCCCCCUUAUUCCAGACUCCACCAACAGCAUUCUCAAAGCCUCCCCCUACGCAGCUUCCACCUCCACCUGCAGCAACCAACAUGACUGGGCCUUUGGUCCCUGCCAACCCUAUGGUGCCAUAUACAUAUAAUGUUUAUGAACCCGUUCAGCCUCACUGGUUCUUCUGCAAACAAGUGGAGUCAAAAAUGAUCUGGCUUCCCUUUAGUAUUCUGGAUUCCAUUCAUCUGGAAGAGACCUUCAACUCAGUUCAGCCAGAUCCAGAGAAUGUGGUACUGUGUACAGAUGGAGGGCGAUAUGAUGUGCAACUGUACGAUCGAACUCGGACAUCUGUGUACUGGGAGGAAGAGCCCACAGAGGUCCGCCGGUGUACAUGGUUCUAUAAAGGAGACACAGACAGUCGUUUCAUCCCAUAUUCGGAAGAAUUCAGUGACAAGCUGGAGGCAGAAUAUAAGAAAGCUGUUACCACUAAUCAGUGGCACCGCAGACUGGAGUUCCCAUCUGGGGAAACCAUCGUAAUGCACAAUCCAAAGGUCAUUGUGCAGUUUCAGCCUUCGUCGGUGCCUGAUGAGUGGGGCACAACACAGGACGGUCAGACUCGACCUCGAGUGGUAAAGAGGGGUGUGGAUGAUGACCAUGAUGAAGUUCCUGAUGGCGAGAUGCCUCAGGUGGAUCAUCUGGUGUUUAUGGUGCAUGGCAUCGGACCUGUCUGUGACCUGAGGUUUAGGAGCAUAGUGGAGUGUGUGGAUGACUUCCGCAGCGUGUCCUUGAAAUUGUUGCAGAGUCAUUUUAAGAAGGCUCAAGAUGAUCACGUCAUUAGCCGUGUGGAGUUUCUGCCUGUGCACUGGCACACAGCCCUGCAUGGUGAUGCUACAGGAGUUGACAGGCGGAUAAAGAAGAUUACCCUGCCUAGCACAAGUCGCCUGCGGCACUUCACCAAUGAAACUCUUUUAGAUGUCCUCUUCUACAAUAGCCCUACCUACUGCCAGACCAUUAUGGACACAGUGGCUUUUGAGAUUAACCGUCUGUAUGUACUAUUCAUGCAGAGAAACCCAGACUUCAAAGGACGGGUGUCUGUGGCUGGACACAGUUUGGGCUCUUUAAUACUUUUUGAUCUGCUCUCCAAUCAGAAGAAUGGGUCAUCUUUAUCAGGUCCAGUAACCAAUGGGAAUGCCCAGCCUAAUGAUAAGCAGGUAAGUCCUGUCAUACAGGCCAGUGAAGUGACUCCUGUGGCGGCCGCUGAAGAAGAAUCUAAAGAGGAAGAAGAUGAGAUUGGUGAUCUGUCAUCAGUUCUCCAGAUGUUGGGCUUGUCUGAAUACCUAAGCACCUUUGAAACUGAAAAGAUUGACGUUGAGUCCCUACUCAUGUGCACAGUCGAUGAUCUGAAGGAAAUGGGGAUUCCUUUGGGACCACGUAAAAAACUUGCCAAAUUUGUCAAAGAGAAGUUAGCGAAACAGGCGGCACGGCAGGCGAUGGUGGAGAAGGCUGUGGAACUUAAAGAGACAUCAGCUCCUGUACAAACAGAAACCUCAGCAGAACCUACCAGCAGCAAACUGCCAGUGGGACGGACCAUGUCCUCAAUCCAUGUAGAUUACAACUAUUUUGAAAUAGGCACUGGCCAGGUGUCAGUGGUGUAUCAUGCUCUUGACUUUGAACCAGUGAAUUUCUUCGCUCUCGGCUCUCCCAUCGGAAUGUUUCUGACAGUACGUGGAGUUGAGAAAAUCGAGGAGUCCUACCAGUUUCCGACCUGCAAAGGCUUCUUCAACAUUUAUCAUCCGCUGGAUCCAGUUGCAUACAGAAUUGAGCCCAUGAUUUUACCAGACACCGAAUUGGCGCCAGUUCUGAUUCCUCAUCAUAAAGGGAGAAAGAGACUCCAUCUCGAAUUAAAGGAAAGUUUGUCCAGGAUGGGCUCUGAUCUGAAGCAUGGCGUCAUCAGCUCUCUGAGGUCCGCCUGGCAGACCCUGAAUGAAUUUGCUCGCGCUCACACAGCUUCCACACAGCUGCAUGAGCAGCUCGCCAUGGUUGCCAGUCAUAUUAAAGCAGAGGAGGAGAAGGAACAAGGGGAAGAAGCGCUUAAGAUAGUCGAGAGUCCUGAGCCUCAGAAGGAAGAAGAGCAACAAAUCAAAGUAGGCCUGCUGAAUAGCGGAAAUCGCAUUGACUACGUCCUGCAAGAGAAACCCAUUGAGAGUUUUAAUGAAUACCUGUUUGCACUCCAGAGUCACCUGUGUUACUGGGAAUCGGAGGACACAGUUCUGCUCAUUCUUAAGGAGAUUUAUAAGACUAUGAACGUUCGCCCAGAUCAGCCAGUGCAUUGACAGUGUGGAUCACUUAAAGUCAGAUAUCAAAAAUCAUAUUACUUUAAAAAUAAAUCUAUAUUUUAAAACA
Molecule: messenger RNA, 3178 nt
Organism: Misgurnus anguillicaudatus (oriental weatherfish)
Lineage: Eukaryota; Metazoa; Chordata; Actinopteri; Cypriniformes; Cobitidae
Gene: sec23ip
Product: SEC23 interacting protein
Cellular component (GO): cytoplasm; COPII-coated ER to Golgi transport vesicle
Molecular function (GO): protein binding; glycerophospholipase activity; metal ion binding
Source: RefSeq, a predicted model, not a curated record